ACGAUGAGUAAUUCACCGUUGAACCGGGAUCAAGUAAGCCGGCUUCUUUGAGGUUCUGUCGGCGUUGUUGUACAGUAAACUGUAAAUUGUCGCCGUUCGUCCCGUGCCGUGCCGGUAGUAGUUGGUUUCCGCUUCACAACUCCCGAUUCUACCAGUCUACUCAUCCGCCAUGUCCGAUCCUCGCUUGCGCCAGCUGACGAUUAAAACAGGUGUAGUGAAGCGCCUCUCGAAGGAAAAGGUCGUCUACGAAAAAGAGGUCGUCACGCAGCAGAACCGGAUCGAGAAACUAAAGGCAGCCGGUUCCGAUGACCAUGUGUUACGGAAGCAGGACGAAGUACUGCAGGAAUCGAUGAUGAUGAUACCGGACUGCCAGCGGCGAUUGGCCAAAGCACACCAGGAGCUGUCGGAGAUGAUCCGCGACGAAGAGGAGCUAAAAGAGACGGCACAGUACCAAGCAGCAAUAGCGGUGCUAGAGGAAUCGAAAGUGAAUCUGCCGCAGAAAGUUACGGGUUAGGUGGAGCAUUCGGAACAGAUGAAAUGAUUAAGAACUUAUUUUUAAGAAAACUAGCGCACUUAUUAAGCUACUAAUAGGAACGAUAGCAUCGCCGUGUCUUACAAUUCUUUCAGUAAGGAACGAGUGCCAU
Anopheles bellator is the source of this 644-nucleotide messenger RNA. It is a transcript of the gene Tbca, whose product is annotated as tubulin-specific chaperone A. Gene Ontology annotation, molecular function: beta-tubulin binding. Bases 170 to 514 code for a protein of 114 amino acids. The record is from RefSeq and is a predicted model, not a curated record. NCBI's taxonomy places the organism in Eukaryota, Metazoa, Arthropoda, Insecta, Diptera, Culicidae. The transcript has 2 exons. Gene Ontology annotation, biological process: post-chaperonin tubulin folding pathway; tubulin complex assembly. Gene Ontology annotation, cellular component: cytosol; microtubule cytoskeleton.